CAAAUCAAAAACAUAAACUAGUAAAAGAAAAAUGGAGAAAAUAUCAGCAUUCUUUGUCAUCCUCUUCCUUGUCUCGUCGUGCAUGGUGACAAUGAGUGUUGGAGAUAUAUGUCAAACAGACAGAGACUGUGUGGAGAUUGGGAUUCCAAGAUGCAAGAACACUGGAAAGAUGCCUAUUUGUUAUAAUGGAUAUUGCAGCUGUUACGCUAAAAGGCGUCAUCGUCGUCCUCCUCCUCCUCCUCAUGCCUCUUCUACUCGAAACUCUCCUUCUUUAUCAUGAUCAACCUCCAAAUUCUGAUCUGAAUUCAUAUAUUCAUGCAACUUUUUCUUUUCUUUUCCUUGCAAUAAUAUCUGUUUUUUUCGUUGUUA
Molecule: messenger RNA, 369 nt
Organism: Capsella rubella
Lineage: Eukaryota; Viridiplantae; Streptophyta; Magnoliopsida; Brassicales; Brassicaceae
Product: defensin-like protein 311
Exons: 2
Coding region: 32-280 (82 amino acids)
Source: RefSeq, a predicted model, not a curated record